CAAUGUUAAAAAUAGCUGCUGAGCUGUGAGGAGAGAUCUCAGAGCCUGGAUCCAGCUCAGAAAGGCAGGCCUCUCUUGACCAAAAGCCAUCCUAGGUGAGCGUAAUUCUAGUUCCCUGCUUGCAUUUCACACAGCACCAAAAUAGUUCCAGAUUGUUUGAAAUAGUCACAGAGACAUGGGACUCCUUUAGCUAAGCGCUGACAUCUUUCACCUCCUUAAUAAUUCAUCAGGCUUAUUUAUCUUCCCGAGGAAUCCAAUGGCAUCGUUCCACAUUUUCGCAAAACUCCCUUGAAAUUUCCCAAGGAUGUCCAGACGCCUCACGGUGAAGGACCAGCCCCAGCUCCACACAGCCUGCCCUGAGCCCCAGAGAGGGGGACAUGGCCGGAAUGACUCUCCAGAGCUCGGAGGGCUGUCCUGGCCUGGGACCUGAUGUGUUCAUUCCCCAGAGCCUACAAGAGACUGAAGAAGACAGCAGAUCAGAAAGAAAUGUCAGUGAGUUUGAGUAUCCACAGGACCCGGAAACUCCUAAUCUCCCACCUCUGCUUCCCAUGGCCCUUUGGGGCUCUCAGGGCGAGCUGUCUCCAUGCCACCUACUGACCGUGAAGGUCAUCCGGAUGAAAAACGUCCGACAGGCUGAUAGGGUGAGCCAGACAGACUGCUUUGUGAGCCUCUGGCUGCCCACCGCUUCUCGUGAGAAGCUGAAGACUAGGACCAUCUCCAACUGCCCAAACCCAGAGUGGAAUGAAACCUUCAGCUUCCAGAUCCAGAGCCAAGUGAAGAACGUGCUAGAGCUGAGCAUCUGUGAUGAAGAUACACUGACACCAGAUGACCAUCUCUUGACAAUCCUCUAUGACCUCACCAAACUCUGCUUCCGAAAGAAAACCCAUGUGAAGUUCCCACUCAACCCGGAGGGCAUGGAAGAGCUGGAGGUAGAGUUCCUGCUGGAGGAGAGUCCCUCUCCACCCGAGAUGCUCAUCACCAAUGGCGUGCUCGUGUCUCGGCAAGUCUCCCGCCUGGAGGUUCAUGCAGAAUGCCAGAGGCGGAAGAAGAGCAGGAAAAUGAAGGACCUCCUGGUGACAGUGAAGGAGUCCUUCGAGCACACCCAACACGUUUCAUGCUGCCUGGAGCCCUGCUGCGCAAACCCAGCCUGCUUCCACUACCCCGAGUACUUCCAGCCCUGCCUGCACGUGGACGUGCCCAAGAGCCCGUGGGGCCACAGGCUUUGCUGUUGCUGUGCACAGAGGAAGACCAGCCCUGUCCGCCAGCCCCUUGACUGCCUCCCCGAUGGCCAGACGGUGACCCUGCCCGUGGGUGAGAACUGUGAAUUACAUAUGAAGUCUACACCCUGCCCUCCGACGCUGGAUGUGCGGCUGGGCUUCAGCCUGUGCCCCGCCGAGCAGGAGUUCCUGCAGAAGCGGAAGGUGGUGGCGGCAAAGGCCCUGCAACAGGUGUUGCAGCUGGAGGAGGACCUGUCUGCGGACGAGGUACCACUGAUAGCCAUCAUGGCCACCGGGGGUGGAACAAGAUCCAUGACUGCCAUGUAUGGCCACCUGCUGGGGCUGCAGAAGCUGAACAUCCUGAACUGUACCAGCUACAUCACUGGCCUGUCUGGGGCCACCUGGACCAUGGCUACCUUGUACCGUGACCCUAACUGGUCCUCCAAAAACCUAGAGCCUGCCAUAUUUGAGGCACGGAGGCACGUGGUCAAAGACAAGAUGCCUGCCCUGUUCCCAGACCAGCUCUCCAAAUUCCAGGAGGAGCUUCGGCAGCGCAGUCAGGAAGGCUACAAGGUCACCUUUACAGAUUUCUGGGGCCUGCUGAUUGAGGCCUGUCUGGGGGAUGAGAGAGAUGAAUCCAAACUGUCAGAUCAGCGUGCUGCUCUGUGUGAGGGCCAGAACCCCCUGCCCAUCUACCUCACCAUCAAUGUCAAGGAUGAUGUAAGCAACCAGGAUUUCAGAGAGUGGUGUGAGUUCUCCCCCUACGAGGUGGGCCUGCAGAAGUACGGGGCCUUCAUCCCCACCGAGCUCUUCGGCUCCGAGUUCUUCAUGGGGCGGCUGAUGAAGAGGAUCCCAGAGUCACGGAUAUGCUACAUGCUAGGCUUGUGGAGCAGCAUCUUCUCCCUAAACUUGCUUGAUGCCUGGAAUCUGUCCCAAAGCUCGGAGGAGUUUUUCCACAGAUGGACCAGGGAGAGAGUGCACGACAUCGAAGAUGAGCCACUCCUGCCCGAAAUCCCCAAAUGUGAUGCCAACGUCUUGGACACUACAGUGGUGAUCCCAGGGUCGUGGCUCUCCAAUACUUUCCGCAGCAUCCUCACCCACCGGGCCUUUGUGUCUCAGUUCCACAACUUCCUGUUGGGCCUGCAGUUGCACACCGACUACCUCCAGAACAGCCAGUUCUCCAUGUGGAGAGACACGGUGCUAGAUGGUUUCCCAAACCAGCUGACAGAGUCUGUGAGCCACCUGUGCCUGUUGGACACCGCAUUCUUCAUCAACUCCAGCUACCCUCCCCUCCUUAGGCCCGAGAGAAAAGUCGACCUCAUCAUCCACCUCAAUUACUGUGCUGGGUCCCAGACAAAGCCCAUGAAACAAACCUGUGAGUACUGCACCGUGCAGAACAUCCCCUUCCCCAAAUACGAGCUGCAAGAGGACGAGGAAAACCUCAAGGAGUGCUACUUGCUGGAGAACUCCCAGGAGCCUGAUGGCCCCAUCGUCCUUUUCUUCCCACUCAUCAACGACUCCUUCCAGAAAUACAAGGCCCCAGGUGUGGAGCGAAGCCCUGAGGAGCUGGAACACGGCCACGUGGACAUUUAUGGCCCCCAAACUCCAUACGCUACCAAGGAGCUGACAUACACAGAGGCCGCCUUUGACAAGCUGGUGAAGCUCUCUGAGUACAACAUCCUGAAUAACAAGGACAAGCUCCUUUGGGCCUUGAGACUGGCGGUGGAGAAGAAGAAACACCUGAAGAGCGAGUGUCCCUCCUAAGUCCCAGCGAGCCUCACCGAUCUUGUGUCUGCUUCUAUGGUCAGAGGCGUGGUGUCCCUCCUAAGUCCCAGCGAACCUCACCGAUCUUGUGUCUGCUUCUAUGGUCAGAGGCGUGGAGCCCAUCAGGGCUGACCAGCCUGCUCAGCCGGCUCUGCUCUCUGGCAGGGGGCGUAGGCAGGCUGACCAGGGCAUUUUAUCAAAAAAAUAAAAAUUUUAAAAAGUUGAGGGAGAUAGAGAAAGAAACAAAAGGAACAUAACACAGGCAUGUGUUGGGAUUUUCAACCCACAGGAAUUUUUUUAAACCUUUCCCUGCAGGGAAGGGGUCCAGUAGCCACAGGGUCCCACACAUGCCUCAAGUAUGGAGAAUAAAAGCGUGGCCUGCGGAAGAGAUGAGUUCCCCAGAAACAGCCUGCGAGCUGGAGCUAAAAGCCCCCUCAAUUCUACUCCUCUCGGCCUCCUGGCACAGAGGGCCUCCAGGAAUAAACAAGAGGAGGACCUGAAGAGUACUCUGGGUUCUCUGGAAAAAACGCCUUUUUAAACUUAAGGCAAUCAUUAUUUUUUUUUUUAAGAUUUUAUUUAUUGAGAGGGAGAGAGAAGGAUAGCAUGAGAGGGAGGAGGGUCAGAGGGAGAAGCAGACCCCCUGCUGAGCAGGGAGCCCGAUGUGGGGCUCAAUCCCAGGACCCUGGGAUCAUGACCUGAGCCGAAGGCAGUCGCUCAACCGACUGAGCCACCCAGGAGCCCCAAGGCAAUCAUUAUUUUUAUAGGCUAUUAUAUUUUGUGGUUUUCGUUGUUUUGAAUCAGGGUAUUCAUAGAUAGUGUGAUGAUCUAGAAGAUCUAGACCGAGCACUAGACCGAGAACUGGUCUCUUCAGCAACAAAGCCAAACAGGUGACGGGCGGGUCUCAGCAGUCCCUCUCCAGCCGCUCAGAGCCCCUGGAACACUGAUCCCUGGGAUCUCAACCAGGCAGCCUCAUCUGAGCACCUAGCUCCAAUGACAUGCCCAGCAAAGCCCAUGUCUGCAGCUCAAGCUCUCGGAACGAGAAUCUGGGGUGCAGCUCAGGGAUGUCUGAGCAGGGAAACGGAGUCAGGCAUCAGGCCAGCACUCGCCGGCCAGCCUGUCCCAGGAGCACUCCUUGGUUCCCUUCUCACCUUCUUCUCUGGUUUCCAGACAGGAUUAUUUAUUCUAAACGGGAUUCCUCUUAUUUAUCAUGUAAACACCGUGGCCGGAGGCGACUCUCAACAAGGAAGACUCAACCCUUGAAGGAGUAGGUUAGCCCUGAGGAAGAAGCCCAUCCAUCCUUGCAGAAGGUUGGCAGACAAAUCACUGGGAAAGCCCUGGGACACGGAGAAGCCCAAAGUAUCCAGGCCUACUAGGAAUUUGACUAAAGAAAUAUAUAACCUGAGCCAUGGAGAUGUCCAGGCCGAUGGAAGAUGUGACCAGAAAGGCAUGAAGCCCAACAAACCUGGAAGACUUGGCCCUCUUUCCUGGCCUCUAUGCUCCUGAAGCAGUCCUUGGGUUGCUAGGAAAUGAUGAGUGGUGACAAGUAACGAAAGUCCAGAAAAAUCGGCUUCCAAAAUCCAUCCUUGCUACUCAAAGUGUGGUGGGGGACUGGUUAGACAUGCAGAGAAGCUCAGGCCCCACCCCAGGUCUGCUGGAUCAGAAUCUGCAUUUUAAGGAGAUUCCCACCUCCUCUCUGCGCACCACCCACAUCCCCAUGAGGCUACACGUAUUAAAUUUCAGUGGUGUGGAUUUAUGCCACACUCUCCUAUAAGCUUGGAAAGCAGGAAUUCAUCAGUGCCCCUAACCCACUGGUAAACAGGGCUCCUGGACCUGCAAAACUGAUCCCCACCCAGAUAAGUCGGACCUGGGAUGCCGCCCGUCCUCUACGCCAGAGCAGCCAACAGCCUCCACUUUGACAUCUUUUCUCUCCAUCUGCAACAAACAGGCUCUCCUUAAAUUAGAGUGAGCCAUGCUGUAAGACCUGUUUGCUGGACAGUAAAGACAGCCCUGCCUUGGAUUCAUCAAAGUAUGUACAAUGAGGCUUAUAAAAUCAUUGUAGUAUUUGAGCCCAGAAUAAAAUGGCCAUGUGGGUAAAUGCUGUUGACUCAUCUUCAUUCAUUAUCUGGUGCUGCAAAACCAGCCUGACUCCUGCCCUCACCCCUGCCUGGGCUUCUCACACACCACUGUGUUCUGUCCCCACGUCCCCGUGAAAACACUUCUCCCCAAGGUCACCAAUGUCCUGAUUGCCAGAUACGCUAAGCCAAAUGGCACCAGCCCUUUACAGGCCUUAUCUUACUUGACUGUUCUCAAUAUUUGGCACCACAGACCACCCCUCCUUCCUGAAACCCUCCCUUCCCACACUUCCUU
Mirounga angustirostris (Northern elephant seal) is the source of this 5348-nucleotide messenger RNA. RefSeq names its product phospholipase A2 group IVE (gene PLA2G4E). Gene Ontology annotation, cellular component: cytosol. Bases 378 to 2981 code for a protein of 867 amino acids. The transcript has 20 exons. Gene Ontology annotation, molecular function: calcium ion binding; calcium-dependent phospholipid binding. Lineage: Eukaryota; Metazoa; Chordata; Mammalia; Carnivora; Phocidae. The record is from RefSeq and is a predicted model, not a curated record. Gene Ontology annotation, biological process: glycerophospholipid catabolic process.